Molecule: messenger RNA, 736 nt
Organism: Artibeus jamaicensis (Jamaican fruit-eating bat)
Lineage: Eukaryota; Metazoa; Chordata; Mammalia; Chiroptera; Phyllostomidae
Gene: CHCT1
Product: CHD1 helical C-terminal domain containing 1
Exons: 6
Coding region: 29-736 (235 amino acids)
Source: RefSeq, a predicted model, not a curated record
UCUGGAGUCCACAAGUACACCUGUUGAGAUGGGGUCCUCAGAUGGGCAAGGGGGUGAAGGAGACAAGCCACUAGAGAAGGUGGCGGAUAUACCCUGCUCGGAGAGGGGCUCCAGCACCACCCCAGCUGGAGACUCACUUGUGAGCCAGGCCAAGGGCCUGGACCAGUGCACCUUCCGAAUUUGCAAGGAAUGCUUAAGACCAUUAAAGAAGUUCCUGCGAAAGUUGAAUGUGCCCAAGGAUCUUCCCCAGAAGAAGCAGCUAAACUACAUGAAGGCGAGCCUGGUGGUCCUAGGCGACCACAUCAACACCUUUCUGAAGCACUACUGCCGAGCCUGGGAAACCAAGCACUGGAGGAAGAUGCUCUGGCGAUUUGUCUCCCUCUUCUCAGAAUUAGAGGCAAAGCAGCUUCACAAGCUCUACAAGUACACCAAGAACAGCCAGAACGCCAAGUUCCUGGCAACUUUCUGGUCCUCCGACGCUCUGGAGAGUCCCUUGGCCAACCGGGAAGACUCUCUGCCCAAGAUCUGCAGCGCCUGGGGGCUACACAACAACAUCAGCGGCGUGAAGGAGAGGCUGUCCAAGAUGCAGGCCCCAGACCGUGAGGCCUCUCUGCUGGCGAAGCCAAGAUCCAAUGUCCAUCUCAGGAGAGGUUCUUCGAGGAAACUUCCUCAAAAACCAAAACGCAAGAGCAAGGGGGUUAAGGAAGCCCCAGAAACCCUAGAGACCAGCCCAUAA